CUGUCUAUGAUUGCAGACAUAGACAGUAGCCUGUAUAAGAUUGCAACCACCACCAACUGGUAUGGAGUGAAAGAUCCGCUCAACCAAGUAUUUCAAUUAGGACAACUAUAUGAUCAGAUUUUAUUUUUUUUAUACUACGCUCUGAGUGACUAUAUUUUAAGCUAAUCAGUAAUGAGAUUGAAUCUGAGUAAGGUCCUGCUACAUGUAUAGCUAGCUAUGUAGUUUGUGUUAGUUAACAACGUUACCUGCUAACAUCCAGAAUCGAAGAACCAAGAUUUGAUGCUCUCUGUUUUAAAACAGCUUAAGUGCACACGUUAAGAAAAACUGAGAACUUAUUUAACAAUCACUAAAUUAAGCUGGAAGCUAAUAUAGGCUACUGUGAAAACAAAAAAGACAGUACGGUCAAUAGUGUGGCUUAGUUUAGUUCUGUUAUUCUGUUUCUGUAUUUAGGUCCAGUUGUACCUAGCUUUUAGUCUUUUUUAAGUUGAGAUUGCUCUGCUAAUUUAACAAUUCUACUGGGGAAAUUGUAGUCUCGGCCUUAUGUUCAGAAUUGAAUUCAGGAAAUAUUUUUAGUCAAUCCAAAUUAUAAAUAAAAAAGUGUUCACUGAUAUGCUACAGGAUUUUAAGAAAGGUAAUAUUGCCUACCUUUCAGUUAAGUUUUUAUUUAUGUAUUAUUAGUAUUUUAUUUUUGCUUCCGUUUUUAUUUUAAUUAUUCUUUUUUAUAUGUUGCUGUAGGCCUACAUUUAUGUCCUGAUAAGAAUAUACCGCCUUAAUGAGAGUGAAGACAGAACUUGUUAUAUCUUAGUAUGAUGCCGAACUGUUUUUAUGCUGUUUAAAAAAAAGUUAAUGGAAAAAAAACGCUCCAUUGUCCUGAGUAGGAACCGAACUGAUUCAGGUAACGUUAACCGUUCUUUAGUGUUAUCAUCUGCUUAUUUUAGCUAGCUAGCUAGCUAAGAAAACAUUAGCAAUUUGUCUUCCUUUGUAGCCUAUGUGUUUGCUUUAUACUUUAUUUAUCGUAACAGGUGGGUUGAUAUUGCAUUACACAUAUCCAGAAGUUUGUUUUGUUUGAAUAAGCCAAUUUAAAGUUUGUAAUUCGACACUAAUUCCACUAGAUGGCAGCCGUUAAUAAUCAGCAAAGCUUGACACUGACUUGGUUUGCUACAAACUAUCAUUGGUGAUGAUGAAACUAUGAUGCACAGUAGCUAAAAACACACAAAAGACUGCCACACAAGGCCACAUAUGUGUUUAGCUUAUCUACUGCAGAUACUUGUUUCCUCACACUUGACAUGAAGGUUAAUUUCGUGACUACUGGGAUUUGGGUGAUUUUGUAACAUUUGAUGUCUGUUUAUAAAACCUGAAAGUUGUUCAUUUUGAAAUGUGGACUUAAACUCCCUUGGGUGUGAGGAAAGUUGUAUGGGCUCAUCAGUUAGCAUUAUUGUCUUGAAGAUGUUGGGUUUACCAGCUGGGCUAACUGAGGUGUGUUCGUGUGGGGCACUCUUUCCUCGAAACAAACUUAUAAACAGAUAGAAUAGGUCAAAAGCACAGGUUGAAUUUCCCCCAGUGGAUAAGUAAUCUCAUAUCCUUAUCAUUUCUAUUCCUGGGGAGCAUGUCAGGUUCUGUACAACCUUGAAGAUGAAGGCGAAGAAGGAAGGUUCUUCAGUCCACUAUAAACAAGGAAGGAGAUCCUUAAAGAAAUCUCCAGACUCCUGCAGUGCAAAAGCAGAUGAUCCAGAUGCCAGAAAAAUGUAUGACUAGCAGCCAAGCAAAACAAAGAUGUCUCCCAGUCCCCAAAUACUUGCAGUUCAGAGAAGCUGCUUACUGCAGCUGUACCCUGACAUGUGAUAUUAAUUAAUGGUCCAGAAGGAACGUUUUAGGGUGCAAAAUGUACUGAAAGGCUGCUGGCACAGUUUGUAGGACAGCUCUGGCUCUGGAAGCGAUUAGCCCUCAAAGCUUGGGCUUUGACUGCCAGAUGCAGGGGAUAAUGGAUAAAACUGCAGAAGGAAAGAUGGAGAGGUGUGUGCAGCCAGCCACACAGACAUGCAAGUUGUGGCAGGCCAGUAGAUGAUGAAGCGAUGGAGAUGUUAGGAGGCCAUGGCCAUUGUGAUGCUGGGUGGCUGUUACUCUGGAACUGCCAUCUGCCGAAAAGGUCAGUUGCUAGGGGACGAUUCUCCUGGACCGUGUCUGCCUCCCAGCUGCCAUCCACACACCCACACGCACUGGCUUGGGGUGCUGUGUAAUGAUAUCCUCAGCCUGAAGGUGGCAGGAGAUCCAGUGCUAACCCCUAACUCAGUGUGCCUGAGGUUGGCAGGCCUCAGUAAACGUCAGAUGCGGAUGUGUGUGCGGAGCCCCGAUGUGACGGCCUCCGCUCUGCAGGGCAUCCAGGUGGCCAUUCACGAAUGCCAGCACCAGCUCCGGGACCAGCGCUGGAACUGCUCCUCACUGGAGGGCCUUGGCAAGCUUCCCCACCACAACACCAUCCUCAACAGGGGUUUUCGCGAGAGUGCCCUCUCUCUGGCCUUGUUGGCAGCGGGUGUGGCUCACUCUGUGGCCUCGGCCUGCAGCAUGGGCAAGCUGCGGGGGUGUGGCUGCGAGGCCAAGCGUCGCCAGGACGAUGACAAGAUCCGGCUGAAACUCACACAGCUGCAGCUGCAGACCCUGCAGAAGGGUGGAGUAGGCCUCAGCAUGACACGGUCAUUACCCUCAGAGCUAAACGGUCACCAUGGCGACCUGCCCGCUAGCCUGCGCUCUACCCACCCCUCCGCCCCGCUCAAGCCUUUACCAGAUGAGCUUAGCUCCAUGCAGGAGACAUGGGAGUGGGGGGGCUGCAGUCAUGACGUCCGCUUUGGGGACCGUUUUUCCAGGGACUGGCUGGACUCCCGCGGGUCUCCAAGAGACAUCCACGCUCGCAUGAGGAUACACAACAACCGGGUGGGACGACAAAUAGUGACUGACAACAUGAAGAGGAAGUGCAAGUGUCAUGGCACAUCAGGGAGCUGUCAGUUUAAGACCUGCUGGCAUGUGUCUCCAGAGUUCAGGGUUGUGGGUUCUCUACUCAAGGAAAAGUUCCUGUCAGCCAUCUUUGUCAACUCUCAGAACAAGAACAAUGGGGUUUUCAACCCUCGAACGGGAAACGGCGCCAGCGGGAGCACAGGGGGACUCAAUGGAGGCCGCCGUCGAACCAUGUCCAGAGAGCUGGUGUACUUUGAGAAGUCUCCUGAUUUCUGUGAGCGUGAUGCGUCCGUAGACUCUCCGGGUACACAAGGACGCAUCUGCAACAAAACCAGCUACAGCACAGACAGCUGCGGCUCGCUGUGCUGCGGCCGUGGACACAACAUCCUGAAACAGACACGCAGCGAGCGCUGCAAUUGCAGGUUCCACUGGUGUUGCUACGUGCUGUGCGAGGAGUGUCGUCUCACAGAGUGGGUCAAUGUGUGCAAGUAGAUUCCAGUUCUCCCAGUCCCAGCUGCCUUUACCCAUCCAGAACUCAGGAUGGCGAGCCUGUCCCUUCGCCCACUCCUUUUGUCCGAGCGUUUGUUUUGCUCCUUGUGUAACUGUCCCAAAAAUCGGUUUAUACCCCCCUUUCCUUUUUUUUGGUCCAUCAUCUGGGAUCUAUUUUCUCUUUGUAGCCACUGUUAUUCUCAAAAUGCCAAGUCAGAGAUUGAAGAGGUGACUCAUGUCAUUUGUCUUGCCAUGGUCUGUUUAGACCAUGCCCUCUCAGCCAUGAAAAAAGCCUAUACCCAAUCUUUUCUAUCCCACAAAAAAAAGAAGAGUAACAGCAGAGAAGCAUUUCUAUUUCAAUGUCUACAUGCUGACUCAUCUCAUUGUACAGUAGUUCUGCUUUUUAAUGUGUUCAUGUAUAUUUGUAAAUGUAUUAUUAUUAAUAUUAUUAUUGUGUUGGAGCCUGUCUCUUUGGUUCUAGUUACUGACAGACUUGUGCUGUUAGACAACAAAGUCUUAGCGCAAUUUAUCUCACAUUCAACUGGGCUCUUCUAAUGAUCUCCAAGAUAUUUUCUCAAUUUGUAUAUUUUGCACCUGUGACUCGGACAGAGCAACAGUACUUAUUUUGGGGUCGGUCACAAAAUCUUGGGUUUUACUAAUAGAAGAAGACAAGAUAAGGGACAGUGUUUUUUUGUGGUAUAUGAAGGACUGAUAUAUCAGGAUAGAAAGCACAUAAGCUUAUUAAACUUGUAUAGUUGUAAAACUCAAGAUGGGAAAGUUUUGGAGACAAAAUAAGUCUUUGAAUUUCUUACGCUGAACAACUAAUCAUUCAGAUUUAUUUAAACCAUUGUAACAAUACUAAUUUCAUGGGAGUGGUCACUAGUGGUGAUGUGUUUCAUGAAUAUAACUGUGAUGUGAUGUGAUGUGUGUCACCUUUCCUAUGAAAUCAUGACUCAACUCUUUUA
Molecule: messenger RNA, 4403 nt
Organism: Perca fluviatilis (European perch)
Lineage: Eukaryota; Metazoa; Chordata; Actinopteri; Perciformes; Percidae
Gene: wnt10b
Product: wingless-type MMTV integration site family, member 10b
Exons: 8
Coding region: 2092-3441 (449 amino acids)
Biological process (GO): cell fate commitment; multicellular organism development; neuron differentiation
Cellular component (GO): extracellular region
Molecular function (GO): frizzled binding; cytokine activity
Source: RefSeq, a predicted model, not a curated record